AUGAGCUCGGAGGUUCUGUCAGCUAACUCGGAUGUGUUCGCGGGUUUGAUUGCUCAGAAGUCUCCAGGUUUGACAUGCAGGAUGGAAGUCUCUGAUGUGGAGAAUCUUGGCGUUUUUAAGGAAACUGUGGAACUCAUGUUUGAGGAAAGUAAUGGCAUUAUCAAGAAGCUCAUGAAAAUGGGUGUUUACAGAGCCAUUGAUGUACUCGAGGUAGUGGCUGGAAUCAAAGUCUCUAGAGCCGGCUUGUCCUAUCUGAAAUAUCUUGAAGCUGUUCCAUGGACUGAAGACGAAGAGGAAAGAUUGAGGAGAGUUCUUGCACUUUAUAAUUUGGAUGAUGCUGCAACUGAAGAAAUUUUAGCGAGGUUUAAUUCAAACGAGACAGAGAACACACAGGAAAACUUAUCAAAGCAGCUGGUUUGGUCAAUAACCUCUUGCAGUGAUACAAAUCCUAGAAACGAGCUAAUAUCUCUGGUGAAAGGUAUUCUUUGCAAAAGUUCAGUGUACGAGAAAGAACAGCCUGAGAUCAACAAGGAAGACAUAUAUAAAGCAGGCAAGUACUGUGUGUAUUCACUUGUUAAGCUGUUCGAAGAGGGACGUAGUAGCAAGAGCGGAAGGCCAUUGAUUGAAGGUAUAUCAAGGGAAGUGGAGAACAUAAUUUGGCUGUUGGAAAUCAUGAUAGACUGGGAAAUAGCUGAAGAAUUUGUGGAGAUAUGGGGGAAGCAAAGAAAGCUAGUGGAGAUGCAUGAGGAAGCGUCGCCAAUGGUGAGGGAGAGUGUAAUGCGGAGGAGAAGCAAGAGCGGGGCUAGUAGAUAUGUGGUUCAAGCCAAUGUUGCUAGAUUUCGGGUGGCUGCAAAGGUGCAAGAAGGGAUUAGACGCGAGGGAAGUGGAAGAAGGGAUGGGGCAUACGCUUUUAACACUGCCACUGACGCAGCAGUAUCCAGUGUUCAUCGAAUGGUUCAGGUGGUUCUCUAA
Brassica napus (rape) is the source of this 972-nucleotide messenger RNA. RefSeq names its product BTB/POZ domain-containing protein At2g13690-like. The record is from RefSeq and is a predicted model, not a curated record. Bases 1 to 972 code for a protein of 323 amino acids. NCBI's taxonomy places the organism in Eukaryota, Viridiplantae, Streptophyta, Magnoliopsida, Brassicales, Brassicaceae. The transcript has 3 exons.